Messenger RNA from Rotaria sp. Silwood1, 2197 nucleotides. The record is from the annotation of a GenBank genome assembly. Lineage: Eukaryota; Metazoa; Rotifera; Eurotatoria; Philodinida; Philodinidae.
AUGGCCGAAACCAAUGAUACCAUAGCUCAAUUGAUACAUCAACUUAAAGCAGGUGUAGUUAUGGUAAAACAUAAGGAUAAUGGAAAAAAAUAUCCUCGUCAAUUUUUUCUUCACGAACGUGAAGGUUACAUAACAUAUGAUGGAUCACGUAAAUUGAAUGGUAAACCACGAAUAUAUCGAGUAAAUGAUAUUGAUGAAAUUCGAACAGGAUUUGCUGCACAAACAUUUGAUGAACUUGUUCAACGUCGAAAAAUUAAAUCAAAUGAUCAUGAUCGUGCUUUUUCAAUCAUAUAUGAUAAUCAUCGAAAAGGAGCACAUUUAAUAGCACCUGAUAUGAAAACACGAGAUUUAUGGGUAUCAGGUUUACAACAUUUAGUAGAUCAACGUUCAAAUAAACGUCAACAUCAUUUAAUUGGAGAAGAAAAUUGGAUAUUAGAAUUUUUUCAUGCUGCUGAUACAAAUAAAUCACAAACAUUAUCGAAAAAAGAAUGUCGUGAUUUACUUUCAAAUUCUUUAAAUAUUGAAAUGCCUGAUAAUAUAUUUGAAAAUAUGUUUAAUAAAGUACAAAAAACUCAAUAUGAUGUUUUAAAUCCUGUUGAAUUUGUAACUUUUUUUAAAAUGUUAACACGUCGUAAAGAUCUUUAUACAAUAAUGCAAAAGUUUGUAAAAACUGGACUUCAACAAACAAUGGAAAAUAUCUAUAUGGAUAAACAUGAAUUAUUAUAUUUUCUUCGAUUAACAAAAAAUGAAAAUAUGAAACAUAUUGAUAGUUUAAAUCAAGCCCAAAAAGUAAUUGAUGAAUUUGAAAUGAAUAAUGAAUUUCGAGAAAAAGGUUUUUUAAGUCUUGAUGGUUUUCGAAAUAUGUUAUUAUCGAGAAAUUUUGAUAUUACAGAAUCAUCAUUAUCUCACAAAAUAUAUCAAGAUAUGACAAGACCAAUAUGUGAUUAUUAUAUUAAUACUUCUCAUAAUACUUAUUUAUUCUACAGUCAAGUAUCUGGUAAUAGUGAUCCAGAAGCUUAUAAUCGAGUAUUAUUAAUGGGUUGUCGAGCAGUUGAACUUGAUUGUUAUGAUGGUGAUGAUGGUAAACCAAUAGUUAAACAUGCUUUUACACUUGUAAAUCCAUGUUCUUUUGAAUCUAUUAUUCGUCGUAUGAAACCAAAUCUUUUUAAAGCUUCUCCUUAUCCAGUUAUUUUAAAUAUUGAAAAUCAUUGUUCACCAGAACAACAAAUACAAAUGGCUCGAAUUUUGAAAGCUUAUCUUGGUGUUUUACCAUCACCAGAAGAUUUAAAAUAUAGAGUUCUUGUUCGUAGUGCCGUAAAAUCAACAAAAAAUGAAAAUAAUCAAGAAGACAAUGAUGAACAUUCCUCAUGGAAUCCAUCAAAAAACGAUAUUGAACCGGAAUUAUCUGAACUAUUUGUCUAUUUUAUGAAUGUUCCUUAUAAAGAUAAUAAUAAUGCUAAAGAUGCUUAUACACCAUUUCAUUCAUCAUCUUUGGCUGAAAACGCUUUUUUGAAACAUGCAGAAGAAAAUCCACUUGAUUUAAUUUUACAAACAACAUGGCGUCUUCUUCGUGUCUAUCCUGGUGGUUUAAGACAAGAUUCAAGUAAUCUAGAUCCUGUUAUUCCAUGGAAUUUUGGUGUACAAAUGGCUGCUUUAAAUUAUCAAACAGAUGAUGAUAGGGUAGCAUUAUGUUAUGGAAAAUUUCGUGAUAAUGGUUGUUGUGGUUAUAUACUUAAACCAGAUUAUUUAAUUAAUGCACAUAAAACAAAAUUUAAUCCAUCGAAUUGUCCAAUUAAUUUUGAAAAUCCUCUAAUUUUAACAAUAACAAUAAUAAGUGGACAAUUUUUACCUCGAUCAAGUCUUACAACAAAAGAUAUACCUGAUCCAUAUGUAAGAAUAUCAACACAUGGUUUACUUUGUGAUCAACAAACACAACAAACACAAACUAUUGAUAAUAAUGGUUUUGAUCCAAUGUGGAAUGAAACAUUUGAAUUUCGUAUAAGAUUUCCUCAAAUGUGUCUUAUUUACUUUUCUGUUCUUGAUUAUGAUAUGAUGUCGGGUGAUGAUAGAAUUGCUUAUUAUAGUGCACCAGUGACAAUGAUACAACCCGGUAAGAUAUAGUAGAUAAGUUUUUUACUUUACAAAAAGAUUUAAUUCAUAGAUAUUCAACCAUUUUCCUAGAGAAUAUCUAAUCUAA